AUGACACCGGAUGGCAGCGUGCUCAACAGCCAGGCAGGCCCGCACCGGUGCGACCGCAUCAACCCGAGCACGGACAAGCCCUGCGGUACGGUCUUCUCGCGGCGGCACGAGCUCGCACGGCACGAGGAUACGAUACAUAACGCGUGCAAGCAGAAGGUGCGCUGCGACCUCUGCACCGAGGAGAAGUCGUUCAGCCACCCCGACUCACUCACGCGCCACUACCCGUCUCUGCCACCCGGACGUUGA
Molecule: messenger RNA, 246 nt
Organism: Anthostomella pinea
Lineage: Eukaryota; Fungi; Ascomycota; Sordariomycetes; Xylariales; Xylariaceae
Source: the annotation of a GenBank genome assembly